AUUCAUUUUGAAACGAAGAGUGCUUCAGACACGAUUUGAGAGCUUUCGUGAAAUUUGUUUCACUGCGAGUUGUGUGGAUUUUCAUCGAAGUCUUUAUUGUCUACGAGGAUGUCGCUAAUUCCGUUCCUGUUUGACUAUGAGGUGGACCGUCCCCGACGGUUGAUUGAUCAGCACUUCGGCUUGGGGCUAACUCCUGAUGAUAUGCUGUCGGUUGCGGCUGGACCGUUGCUGAGCAGGGAGUAUUACCGGCCGUGGCGUCACCUUGCUGCUGCAGCACGAGACCUAGGCUCUAGUAUAAAAUCUGACAAGGAUAAAUUUCAAGUGAAUUUGGAUGUACAACAUUUUGCGCCCGAAGAGAUCACUGUUAAGACGGCGGACGGUUAUAUAGUUGUCGAAGGGAAGCACGAAGAAAAAAAGGACCAGCACGGUUAUAUUUCUAGACAAUUUACUCGUCGCUACGCGUUACCAGAAGGCUGUACUCCAGAUGCAGUGGAAUCUAGGCUGUCAUCAGAUGGUGUACUUACUGUAGUGGCUCCCAAGAAGAUUCCGCCAGCAGUACAGGGUGAAAGAAAGGUGCCGAUCUCUCAAACCGGACCGGUCCGCAAGGAGAUCAAGGAUCAAUCCAACGGGGACAAAGCUUAAGUGUCGUUUUAAUUAGUAUUAUUUUAUUUUUUCUUUGUCAUUCCUGUGUUCUGUAAGACUGAUUAUUACGUUAAUUAAAUAAGCUAUGAUUA
Messenger RNA from Diatraea saccharalis (sugarcane borer), 734 nucleotides. NCBI's taxonomy places the organism in Eukaryota, Metazoa, Arthropoda, Insecta, Lepidoptera, Crambidae. The record is from the annotation of a GenBank genome assembly.